Adineta steineri is the source of this 1341-nucleotide messenger RNA. The record is from the annotation of a GenBank genome assembly. Lineage: Eukaryota; Metazoa; Rotifera; Eurotatoria; Adinetida; Adinetidae.
AUGGGUGGAGUUGGAGUGGAGUUGGAGCAGAAUUUUGAGAAACUGGGUGGAGUUGAAGUGGAGUUGAUGUCUAUUUGGAGUGGAGUUAGACUAUUACUACGAAAAUCGGUUAUGUCCCAAGAAAAAAUAACUUCAAAUCAAGCACUUCAAUGGUGUCAGACUUUUUUACGUGGUGCUUGGUCAACUAUAACAGUUGAACAAAUGCAUAUUGAUCGUGUUCCUGGUGCCCUGUCGAAUUAUAUAUACUGUUGUACACUACCUGAUAAUAUUCAAACAGAAAAUAAUGAACCUCGAAAAGUUUUAUUAAAAAUUUAUGGUGAAGCACAUGCUAAACAUCGUGGUACACUACUUAUCGAUAGUGUCGUAUGCGCACUACUAUCUGAAAGAAAAAUAGGUCCUUAUGUACAUGGUAUAUUUCCAGAAGGAAGAAUCGAAGACUUUAUUGAAGCUGAAUCCCUCAAUCCUUCUGAUCUUAAUAAUGAAGAUAUUUCACGAAAACUCGGAGGAUUACUUGGUGAACUUCAUCAAACUGACAUGCCAUUGGCUAAAGAGCCUGUAUGGCUCUCUCGAACAAUUGAACAAUAUUUAUUGGAUUUACCCACAUAUAUGAAUAAACUUCGCACUGAACACGAUCGAGAAAUAUUUAAAGAAAUUCAAUCCGUAUGCAAUUUUAAAGAAGAAUUUGAACAAUUAAAAAAUUUAUUAUCUACUAUAGAUAGUCCUGUUUGUUUUACUCAUAAUGAUUUUCAUGCAGGAAAUAUUCUUCGCUUAAAAUCUCAGCCUGAUAAUUAUACAGUAAUUGAUUUUGAAUAUUGUUCAUACAAUUAUCGUGGAUAUGAUAUUGGUAAUUACUUUUCCGAACUUAUGUUUGAUUAUAAAUCAGCUACAGAAUGGCCUUUCUUCAAAGUUGAUUUUACUCUUUAUCCAAAUGAAAAUCAACAAAUGAUUUUUAUUACAUCCUAUAUUGAUUCAUCUAUCCAAAGUCGAAAUAAAAAUAAUUCUUCUCCAAAUGCAAUGAUGAAUGGAUCGAAUAGUGAUGAGACAGACGGUUCCGAUCGAAAUGAAUUAGCACGACAAAUAAUGAAAGAAGCAAAUUAUUUUGCUUUAGCUUCACAUUUCUUUUGGACACUUUGGGCGCUUAAUAUGGCGGCAUCAACCACAAUUAAAUUUGGUUAUAUGGAAUUUGCUCGUGCUCGUUUAACUGCAUAUCAUUUACAACGUGACAUACUAACAGGUACUCAUGAUAAAGAAGAUAUUCAAAUACCACCUCAAAUUGGCGAAGAACUACUUCGAUCACCGAAAAAUCCAUUUUAUCAGUCAUAUAGUAAAACGAACAAUUAA